UGAGUAGGGACAGACGUCAGAGGUCUCAGAAAGUUGAAUCUUUAAUUAAAGAGGAGGGCGAAAUGUCAGACAAUGAGGAGGUACUUGAGCAGUUUAAGGAAGUGGAUGGAGUGGUGUGAAGAUGUUAUGAUUGAUGAAAUUAAAACCCUUCGUCGUCUCCAAAGAUUGCAGACUACUAGUGCUGAUCUCCACAAGGAUAAGGUGCUUUCAAAAAUUCGGAAUUAUUUGCAGCUUCUUAGAAGGAGGAUAGAUGGAAUUGUCAGAGAACAUGAAGUUGAGCUUUAUAGAAAAGAUAGGAUGACAAUGCGGUUAUGGAACUAUGUCUCGACAUUCUCGAAUCUUUCUGGUGAGAGGCUGCAUCAGAUUUAUUCCAAGUUUAAGCAGGAGAGGGGAGAAGAGGGAGGGGUCGGACCCUCACAUAUGAAUGGCUUUAUGUCUGGUCAUGUCCAUAGAGAUGGUGAUCCUGACUACUUCCCUCCUUUCUCACGUUCUGUUGAGAAUCAAAGAGGGUACAAGAAUGCCAUGGCUCAUCAAACAUCACAACCAAUUCACAAAGGCAUUGAUGCUGCAAAGUUUGAAGCUUGGAAACGGAGGCAGAGAGCGGAAGUGGAUAUUCAUGCUCAAUUACAGCCCUCGACUCAAAGACCUAUGGACAAUGGCAACCGUGUAGUGGAUCCAAACUCCUUGGGGAUUCUUGGGGCAGGACCAUCAGAUAAAAGUCUUGUUAGUAAUGAGAGACUACAUCGAACGCGUUAA
Molecule: messenger RNA, 756 nt
Organism: Hibiscus syriacus
Lineage: Eukaryota; Viridiplantae; Streptophyta; Magnoliopsida; Malvales; Malvaceae
Product: protein CHROMATIN REMODELING 5-like
Exons: 3
Coding region: 73-756 (227 amino acids)
Source: RefSeq, a predicted model, not a curated record